AUGGCGAAGCCUACUAUCCUUUUCACGCCCGGCGCCUGGCACUCACCGGCACACUAUGACAAGAUCAUGAAAGCGCUCCAGCAGCAUGGCUACGAGACCGAAGCAGUAGCGUUAGCGACUGUCGACCCCAAGGACCCGCCAAACACCGACGUGGAUAGUGACGUCCAGGUUAUAUCCAGUGCGAUCAAGAAGAUCCUAUCGUCAGGAAAGGACGUGGUUCUAGUUACCCACUCGUACAGCGGAAUCCCAGCACAGAGCGCGGCUUACUCGUUCAUCAAGCAAGACCAGACUGGCCCACGGCUGAAGGCAAUUGCAAUGAUGUGCUCAUUCCUCUACCCACCGAGGACGGCUCUUCUCGAUCCCACAGGAGGCAAGCCCUUUCCUCUCCAUGUCGUGUCGGCGGAUGAAACCCUUGUCGACGUCGGUGGCCCUGGUCCAGAAGCGGUCUUCUACUCGGACUUAUCACCCGAAGAGGCCGCCGCAAACAAAGCCAUGCUGAAGACGCAUUCCUGGCGGUGCAAGAUCUUGCCGCCAUCGGCUGAGGGUGUCGGAUACUGGGGGAUUCCAACCAGUUACUUGGUUUGUGAGAAUGACAAGGCGCUGCCAGCCGACUUGCAGAGAAAAUGGAUUGCAGAUGCGAAUGAGGCGUUGAAGGAGAGAGGGUCAGAUUUGAGAAUCAGAGAGGAGAAGAUGGAGAGUGGUCAUAGUCCAUUCCUGAGCAUGAUCGAGCCGACGGCGGCCUUUAUCAGGAGAGCGGCUGGGGAAGACGUGCCAGCGAAUUGA
Messenger RNA from Cladophialophora carrionii CBS 160.54, 783 nucleotides. RefSeq lists its product as uncharacterized. The record is from RefSeq and is a predicted model, not a curated record. Bases 1 to 783 code for a protein of 260 amino acids. The transcript has a single exon. Lineage: Eukaryota; Fungi; Ascomycota; Eurotiomycetes; Chaetothyriales; Herpotrichiellaceae.